AUGGUGACCCGAGCUGCCCCAGCAGCCCUGAGCAGGAUUAAAGUCCUUGUGGAGAUAUGGAAGAAGUACAAGCACCGGCUGCCGUCAAAGUUAUACCAGGAGCAUAUGUUGCAGAUUGCAGAUUUGCUUUUUGAAGUAAAGUUGUACCAGCUGGCUCUGUGGCAGGGCUACAGUCUCCACCUGUUGGAGUUCAGCGCAGUGAAAAUAACUGAAAUCACAGAUGUGGACCACUUAAUGGCAUGUUUUUUCCCUGAAGGUGUUGAUACAGACCAACAUACCUUCACCAUGAAGAUUCGUGCAAUGCACGGCUGUGCCCUGUGUCUAUUUGAGCAGGAAAAAAAGCACAACAUCCUCAGCCAGAAGGGACUUUGCAAAUUGCUGCGGGUGCUGAACUUCAUUAGGAUCAUAAUGAAGGCUUUUCAGCGACAUGAACACCUCCACUGGCAAAUAUACAAUGGUGCAUUACACAUUUACACCAUCUGCCGUUUCUUGAUGACCAAGAAGUACAGUGCACAGGCACUGGAGUACCUUCUCUGGGCAAGCAUCAGUUUAGAAUUGUCCAUCCCUCUGAUGACAGCUAAGUAUCUGCCGUUUAUCGUCACACUCUACUGUGCCGUGUGCCACUGUUACUAUGACAACCAGGCUGAGGUGCAAGCAGAGAAAUUUGCCAGAAGAGCCCUUGGAAAAAUCAAUGAGUUAGCAAAGCUGGAGUUGCAGAGUCAAGUUCCUGCCACCAGAGAGACUCAGAGAGCUUACAAAGAAGCCUCUAUCAAGGCGCCAUUGCCUUGUACUCCAACAGAGCGCUUACUUCUAGACCUGUUUGACAGCAGGGCAGGACAGUUUUUAGGUAUUUUGGAGGCACUUUGGGACAGCACCACACGGCCACUACAGAUGAGGAUGCCAGAUGACCCAGAAAAGCAGGAGGUGUUCUCGGAACUCCUGUCUGCUGGCAUCAGUAUAUUAUCUGGAGAAAAUAAAGUACCCAUCAUGUCGGCUGUGAGGUUCAUCAAGCUGUCGUUUCAAUACAAACAGCGAGACGUGUUCACUGAAUUUGCCAGAGAAAUGCAGCAGGUUUUGUCAGGUGUGGAAGGGCAGUCCUUCAGGAAGGCAGAGCGAGAACUUGCCUUACUUGACAGUUUCAACGUUCUGCUGUCUUCCCAGAGGAGCCGACCAAGACAGGACAACAUCAAACAUGACAGACCAAAGUCCUCAUUCUUCAAGAGUGAUGAGCUCACCAGUCUGGUAGACGUCUUGCACAAGUCUGUCUGUGGAUCUGCUCUGGAUGUGCAGCCAGAUGGGGACCUGGUUUUGGAUAUUGUGCUAUUUGUGUGGAGUAGGAUGAAGGUGGUGAGGCAGAAGAAUCAGCUGCAAACCUCAAAGUUUGCACACUACCGACAGAAGAGUUCAAGUACAGAGUUGCUUCAGAAGGUGUGUGAGGUGGUGAGGAAGGGUCUUGGAGCUUUGGCAAGGGGUGCAGCUACACUACUGCCCCAAGACUGCUCAGCAGUCACUGAUUCUGCCUUCAUGCAGAAAUGUAGUCUCCUCAAUGCACCAGCUCCUUUCAUAUCUCCAACAUCACCAGAAGAAGAAAAUGAAGAAGAUGAAAUAAGUGUGAAGGAAAAAGAAGAAAUGGAAGCUAAGACAGAAUCAGAUUUUGAAGGCAGUCAGCAGACUCAGUCCACUCGCACGUUUCUGCUUGCCAGAGACCUUCAUUUAGAGUUAGACAUCAUCCACCACAGGGCUUCUCUCAAGUUACUGAUGCUAAAUGCAGUUACCGAGUCUGAACUGCUGAAUCGGAUCAAGAAGAACAAGGUGUCCAAAGCUCUAUUCCUGAUCCAGAAGGCCUUGCUGGUGUUCAGUAACAUGGAGCCAAAUAGCAGCAGCAAAACCGAAAGUCUACUAAAGGAGGCUUCCACCUUAAUAGAAAAAGCAGGGAUGGAGGAGAGAAGAGUGUAUAUGUCCACCAUUCCCAGGACUCCAGCUAAAAGUAAAGACAAAGUAAUGAAGGUGGAGAAAAAUCCUCCCCCUCCUCCGAUCCUACUCUCUCGCACUGACCACUCCUUCACCUUUGUCCCAGCGCCUUAUAACUUGGAGGAACAAGUGUGCUGGUACCAGCUUUGCGGUCGAGUAGCUGAGGGCUGGAACUUGAAAGUCCGCCUAGGAGACUUCAGCCUGCCAGGAACUGGACAUAUGGUACCAGCAGUAUAUGGAGAGUGUGUGCUGAGGGUGGAAGGGCUGGAGCCCAACCAGAAGUAUGUGUUUGCUGUUGCAGCCUACAACAGUGAGGGCGAGCUACUGGGCAGUACUAUAGGGGGGACAACAUUACCACUGCUGGCAUCCCUGCCCGUACCUCUCCUCUCUGCAUGGGCUCACUUGGCUCAGUUGUUCCUCACUUCCAUCUUCAUUGAGACAGAGAUCAACAUACACCAGGGAUCGCUCUAUUGUGACUCACUGAGUGACAAUGGACCAUUCAUCUGGGAACAGGAAGCCAGACUGGCAGAAUGCGAGCGCAUGCUGGUGGCCGUGGACUUGGCGAUGUGUUUGAAUGAUGGUAGUGGUGCUGUGCAAGCUGUAGUUAGUUGCUAUGGCCUCUUGGCACCCCUGAUCUUCCAUCAGAUCACUUGUGACCCUGUGGUACAAACUUUACGUGUGCUCGGGAAGCAUCAGAUGGCUGAUGUGUUCAUGGACUUGGGUCACAAGCUGCUCCAGGAGGUCUGUGACGCCCAGCAGCAAAUAAAGAUUCCAUCGCCAUUGACUGGCUGCAAGGAUCCCACCAUACUGUAUGAUCUGAUCUUCAGCAGCACAUUAACAGAUGCUUAUCAAGAAGUGAUUAAGCUCAGGAACAUGGAGUAUUUUACUGAAUUUGCAGCACUACUACUCCAAAGAACCACGGAAGAAGGCCACGUCGACCUUGUGUUGAACUGGGGACAAACUAUGUUUGAAUUACUUUCCAGGGAGAUGCAGGCUGUGGAGAACCUGCUAGCCAUGAUGUCGUCUAUGGUGCAGCGGCAGAAGAAGCAGCUUCAGCUGAGGAGCAUGUGCUGUGGAGAGAGAGUGUGGAGAACUCACCUGAACUACCUCAUGGCUCAGGCACAUAUAGCAGUGUUUUAUCAAGGUCUGGACCAGAUCCAUGGAGGAGCCCUGCAGCACAGGUACAGCCAGUUUAAUCCCUUGGUGUUUUCUCUGGCCUACUCUGGCACCCUGGUGCAGAGGAAUUCGCACAAACAGCAGUCUUCUAAACAUGAGGUUGUCUUGGAGAGCAACUCCUCACACUCUGGUGUCCAGGAUUAUGUGACAAAUGCACACAAAGACUGGAACAAAAAGGAGGCAGUCCAAGUUGAAGACUGUACCACAGAGGAGAGCUGUGAGGAGGGAGAAGGCUGCUCUCUAACUGUGGAAAAGCAAAUGGAGACACAGCGAUGCACUGCUGCCUUUCUCUUGGAAUCCCUUAACAAAGCUGCUGUACAUCUUCGGAGAGCCAUGGUGUUAGCCCAUCGUGGCGGCCACUGGACCACUUUGCAGUAUGUGUGUCAGACUAUGUGGGACCAAAGUUGCAGAAUCACUGUCCUAGUCCAGAUGGAUGCGCAGCCUGAAACUCCCUCCCCCAUCACAGCAGACCAGCUGCACACCAUCUUCACUCCGCUACUGAUGCUGGCUGCUGACCUCAUUAUGGAUAUGUUGAACAAACUAGGGCUGUGGAGUUUGUAUGACAGUGACUUGACCGAGGAGGAACUUGAGUCCAGUCUCCACUUCACAGCGCCACUAGACGACAGCACCCAGGUGGACAUGCGUUGGAUUCGCACAUUGGUGUUGCACACUCUGGAGCAGCUCCAUGAUAGUGGCAAAUGGGAAAACCUCGCCCACUUUGCCUUACUUUUCAACUCAUACACACGGGAACGUUACUCCUUGAUUGUAACUCCUCUGCUAGUUCAUGCUCAGAGAAGACUGCUUGAAAGAAUUGGUACUUUCGGGGGACCUGCAGUCCCACAACCACACCAUGUCAAGACACUGAAGGCCACUGGCAAGGAGCCUUCUGAUCUGUCUGAGGAGGACUACAGUACUCCAAAUGCCAUCUACAGCCUUCCUAUCAGCCCUGACCACAUGCCGACUGUCACUGCUUCAUACUCCAUUUCCAUAGAGUAUCUCCAGGCUAACAGUCAUGACUCUCUAAGAGCUUUGGCACUGCAUGAAAUGGGAAACCUGCAGUUCUACAAUGGAAACACACGGUAUAUCUUAACUUCUGAUAUCAGUCAGCGGACCAAGUGCUGUCUCCUAUCUGCUCACCUCUUUAAGGCCGACCUCCAGUAUGUGUCCCACAGCAUUGGAGAUGAACUGCUCUCUGGAGUUGACCUUUUUUCUGAGCCCCACAGGGCUCCCCUUGGCGCCACUGUAACAAGUCUUAACUUUGUUUGCCACUGGCUUUUCACCACAGGCUACUACAUUACGAUGCGUGUCCUUACUGAACUGUGUCUGUUCACUGAAGCUAUGAAGGAGGCAGUUCAACUCACACAAGGAAUAGGUGUCCUUCUGCCAUAUGGACAUUACAUCUCCAAAGCCAGUCUCCAACCUGUGAAGACGUUCUACAGCAACAAAUCUCUAUUGGACAAUGUGGAGGUUUUGGAAGAACUUGUGAACUGUGAUUUGGCUCCAGAGGUCCAGACUCUGUAUGGACCCACACUGUGUGUCAGAUUCAACCUAGCUCGUAUUCAACUAGUCCUGGCACUGGCAGACUCCGUACAUGGCCGUCCUAUGCCAGGUCUGUAUGCUGUAUUGCUGCAGACAUCACCUGUGAUUGUAAGAGGAUCCAUACCUGGUUCUCAGAAACACGUACAGGAGUUAUCACAUGUCCGGGCUGGAAGUGAACAGGACACGAAAGAUAACAGUGUGUCAGACACCCUGAAUGGAGACUGUCCCAGAACUGUUGAGUCCAGUGAGAGAAUUGGAGUAUCUCUGUGGCUGCGCUGCCGCUUUGCUCUAGUCCACAGCCUGACUGCUGAUGUACCUGGCACUGCUGCUCUUUUCCCAGGUAAGAACAUGAAUGAGGAGGUAGCUCGGGUGUUGCAGGAGGGACUUGAUGAAUGUGUGCUAUGGGGAGACCAUGAUAUUCAAGCCCGACUGAUGGUCGAAGGUGCGCAAUUGGAAGCAUCAAGAGGCAAGACUGAUGACAGCAUGGCAAUGCUGCAGCGUCUGAAGCUAGGACAAGCAGGAAAGUCCCCAAGAAGGUUUUUGGAAACAGACUAUGUCAUGAUCACAGUCAGUCUGUCAGCAAGUGCAACAACAGAGCAGCAGGUCUUUGUCUGCCGUUGA
Stegastes partitus (bicolor damselfish) is the source of this 5307-nucleotide messenger RNA. NCBI's taxonomy places the organism in Eukaryota, Metazoa, Chordata, Actinopteri, Pomacentridae. The record is from RefSeq and is a predicted model, not a curated record.